AUGAAGCGAGUGCUGUGUGCGGGAUGUGACACCCCGAUUCUGGACCGUUUCCUCCUGAAGGUGGAGGAUAGGGCCUGGCACGCUAAGUGCGUCAAGUGCUGGGACUGUCAAGGAACACUGGCAGAGAAGUGCUUCUCGCGCGAAGGGAAACUCUUCUGCCGCACAGAUUUCUUCAGGCGCUUCGGCACAAAGUGCGGAGGGUGUUCGCAGGGCAUCUGCCCCACCGACCUGGUGCGCAGGGCCCGGGGUCGGGUGUACCACGUGGCUUGCUUCACGUGCCUGCUGUGCCGGAAACAGCCGUCGACGGGAGAGGAGCUCUACGUGCUGGACGAGACACGUUUCGUCUGUAAAGAGGAUUUCAACAGACAGCAGCAGCAGCAACAGCAUGUCUCAGGGUCCAGUUCCCCACUCGACUCACCGGAACUAGACGAGUCCUUGGGCGAUCCGGCCACUAGCCCCAACCUGGACGCAGGUGACGCAUGCGCUGACCGGUACAGGGACGUCGUGAGUGGUGGGUCCGGGGCCAACAGCCCGCACAACACCAGCAGCGGCCACGCCCACUCGGCAUCGGAAGAGGGCCCCGGGGGCCCCUCGGACUGUCUAGCGGGACCGGGCCCUUCCUCCAACGAUGAAGGGACGGGUGGCACCAAGCGGAGAGGCCCCCGCACCACUAUCAAGGCCAAACAGCUGGAAACGCUGAAGGCUGCCUUCGCAGCGACCCCCAAACCCACGAGGCACAUACGAGAGCAGCUGGCACAGGAGACGGGGCUCAAUAUGAGGGUCAUACAGGUUUGGUUCCAAAAUCGGCGGUCCAAAGAGCGGCGAAUGAAGCAACUGAGCAGCUUGGGGGCGAGGCGGCAUUUUUUCAGAAAUCCCAGGAGGGCGAUGAGGCCUCUGAGAGCGGGGCUCAUGGAAGAAGGAAUACCUCACAACACCCCUUUCACCUACUUCUCAGAUUCCAAUAGUCCUAAUGAUUUCAAUUAUGGCCCCCAUCCUGGCUUCUACGACUACUUUCCGGGACCUCAUCCGCAGGGAGGAAUACAGGAGUUUCCCGGCACCGUACCCAUCGGUCCUGGAGGCCCUCUCGAACAUCCUGUUUCCAUAAAUAACGGUGUGCCAACGAUGAAUUCGGACUCAUCGUACGCCAACGCUCCGUCAGAUUGCCUCGGCUCCAGAUCGAGUCCAGAGAAUGCGCUGAAUCUGGCGGAUGGAAGUUUCGGAGGCUCGAGACCCCCGCAACCCGUCACUGAUGGAGUCGCAUUCACACCCUUCGGGAACAACCACAUGCCGCCGCACAUGAGCGAGACCAGGGUGUGGUGACAGUCACAUUUUACACGGUGCCAGAUUCCAUCUUUGCGUUGACUGUUUAUGUAUUGCAAGAAUGCUGCUGGAAGUUAAGAACUACAAGACAUUCAAUGGUUUUAAUGUAAAAAAAAAAAAAACACUACUGUGGCACAAAAUUCUGUGCAACCGCCUCGCCAGUAAAUGUUUGAGAAGUGCAAUCACUUUCAUAAAACAGUACUGUAGCAAUAUUUGUACAUAAUAUACAUAAAAUACAAAGUUGCAAAUAAUUCUUCCUCUUCAGUGAGUACAGUGAAAAAACGCCCUACAGCGAAAGAAAAAUGUUUGAAAAUCAAUUAAACGAAUGCAGUGGACCUUUGAGCAAAAUGGCGUAAAACUGGUUAUAGCGUUUUAACGUAAUAGUACUUAAACUAUUUUUUGCCA
Molecule: messenger RNA, 1725 nt
Organism: Uloborus diversus
Lineage: Eukaryota; Metazoa; Arthropoda; Arachnida; Araneae; Uloboridae
Product: LIM/homeobox protein Lhx1-like
Exons: 6
Coding region: 1-1320 (439 amino acids)
Biological process (GO): neuron differentiation; regulation of transcription by RNA polymerase II
Cellular component (GO): nucleus
Molecular function (GO): RNA polymerase II transcription regulatory region sequence-specific DNA binding; DNA-binding transcription factor activity, RNA polymerase II-specific
Source: RefSeq, a predicted model, not a curated record